Molecule: messenger RNA, 860 nt
Organism: Tripterygium wilfordii
Lineage: Eukaryota; Viridiplantae; Streptophyta; Magnoliopsida; Celastrales; Celastraceae
Exons: 4
Coding region: 15-572 (185 amino acids)
Source: RefSeq, a predicted model, not a curated record
GGCUUUUGUGUUUCAUGUGUGGUUCUCUGCACCAUUUAAUAAGAGACUGCCCGUCUGCUUCCAGUUUCCCUGUUAUGUGUCAGACAGGAGCUAUGCCUAAUUACAUGUAUCCGUACUGGAAUGGAACUUGGUUUCCUCAUAUCCCGCCCUUUAUGUAUGCAUAUAGUCCUGAAAUGAUGGCCUCCUCCAAUUCAUUCGUGCUACCUCCUCUGGGCUUUGCUCAUCCUGCAUAUAUGGCAUCCAUAUUUGGCAGUUUACCUCCAUAUGGAGGAGAAUAUAUGAGGAUGGGAGGCGAGAUUGCUCCAGUAAAGAAUAGUAUGGAGCACCAUCCAUGCCGUUCCGAGUUUCUGGAUCUUCAGGAUUUUCAAAGACGAAAGAAGUUUUCUGAUGACAAGGGGAGAAAACAGGAUUUUGUUGGUGAUCCCAACAAUGAUUUCUGUGGCCGCACUGAUUCUGCUUCGAUUCGCCUUCCGAGUACUAAAGGGAAAGAUGUUAAAAGGAAGAAGAAUAGAUUUGACGUGAAAGGACGCUGCAAGGAACAUCAGAGUUACUCAGAAUCCAGUACGAGAUAGAUGAAGAAUGGUCAGUGGGUCAGGUCAGGAUGGUGAAGAUUAUUAUUUCUAUAGAAAGGUUUAAUGAGGAAGAAACAGGAGCACUGUUUCAAGGUAAAUGUGUACAUGCUGCAUGCCUUCGACAUGGGUAAUUCAUCUGAUACCUUUCCAAUUCCAAAUUGGAUUUGUAUGAGAAGGUGUUUAUUGUCUUAUAUCUGGCUGAAGUGAUGAAUUUAGUACAAUUCAGACGACACAGAAGUGUUCUGGUCUGAUGUGGAUCUCUUUUGGUUUUUGAUACAUAUCUAGUUG